Messenger RNA from Paramecium octaurelia, 1480 nucleotides. The record is from the annotation of a GenBank genome assembly. NCBI's taxonomy places the organism in Eukaryota, Ciliophora, Oligohymenophorea, Peniculida, Parameciidae.
UUUAAACAAAUAGAUGCUGAUAUUUUCUAUCUUGUCAUAUUUGGUUAGCGCAAAAUUGCAAAUCUUUAUUGAUGGGCAAGUGACGAAUUUGAAUUACUCGUUAGCAAAUUUUGGACAUAUUCCAUAUGGACGCACUUUGGGUGGAUUUCUGAUAGCACCCAAAGAAAUCGAAGAUAACUAAUUAGAUCUAUGCAACAAAUCGAAUGUCCAGCAGUUAUCAGAUUAGGGUAAUGUUUGGAUUGUGGCCCGUAUUGGGAAUUGUUCAGCGACCACAAAAGUAUAUUCUAUAUCUUAAUAUUAGGCAUAUGUGGCACAGGAAUUGGGAGCUCAGUUGUUGGUAAUUAUAAGUAACAAGGUGAGUUUGACCAAUGCAAUGGAGUUGAACAAUGACGGGAUGGGUUUCAAGGUGCAUAUCCCAACAAUUGAGAUUAGCAAAUCGGAUGGCGAAUAAAUAUUGAAGGAAAUAGUGAGUUCAUAGGAUCCACGACAAUAUGCAAUAAUAUCAUUCAAUGAUUCAAAGAAAGUCGAGAAAGUAUGCAACUUAAACAUAUAUUACAGCCUGAAGUAAUUUUGUUCAUUACCCUUAAUGAGAAGGCAGGCUUUAAAUUUAUAAGGGAAUUUCAGUAAUACUAUAAAAUAUUGGAGAAAAAGGUGAAGUUUUCCAUAAGUUACGAAGUAGAAGUGAACAAGAGAGAUAAAAGAUUGAAUUUCACAUAGCCAAAUGAUCAAUGUAUGGGAGGUGGAAGAUAUUGCAUGCAAUCAAGGGGAGAAGGUUAAGGCAGAUUGAUAAUAGAGGAGCAAUUGAGACAGCAUUGUAUUUGGUUUAACAAUGAAACCCAAUGGUUUGAGUAUAUGGUAAUAGAAAGUCUAAGAAAAUUUAGGAUUAUUUCGAUAAGAAUUGUUUUUAGGUUCAAAAUUACGCUGCUUGUUCGAGUGAGAAUUAGAUUUCCCAAUAGAAGACAGUAAAGGAUUGUGUGGAGAAUUCGUAUGAAAAGGACUCAAAAAAGGCAAGGGAAUUGAAAGAAAACACAAUAAUGGAUUAGUGGGUUGGAAACAAAUCAUUAAGUGGAAUAGUAUAUUUCCCAGGAGUUUUAGUGAAUGGUAAGCCUUAUCAUGGUAAUUUGGAGGCUGAGAGUGUUACUGAGGACAUAUGCAGCAGUAUGAUUAUAAUGAUAUGAUUUAGACAUGUUGGAUUAAUCAGUUUGUUCGGCUUUGUAAUAAUCAGAAGAUGAUUCUCCAAAUAGUGGAAGUGAAAUCAAUUGGGCUAUGAUUGCAUUCGCAGUAGUGAGUUGUAUACUUUUUGGUUUGUUCUUGUUUAUGUGUUAUAGAAGGAGAUUGAAAAUGUAGAUGCAAUAGGAAUUGGGUUAGCAAGUAAAUGAGAUGGUCAGUCAAUACAUAAAGUUUUAUGAAACAAAAAAUGAGAAAUGAUCUAUAUCAUAAUUUGAAGGUUUAUAUAAUAACUAUAUAUUUAUGAAUGGAC